AUGAAGCCAUUCGACAGUGGCCAUGAAGACCUAGUUCACGAUGUUGCUUAUGACUUCUUUGGUAGACAUGUAGCGACCUGCUCGUCCGACCAGCACGUUAAAGUGUUCAAGCUAGAUAAGGAGAGCGACGCAUGGCAGUUGAGCGACUCCUGGAGGGCCCACGACAGCAGUAUUGUCUCCCUUGACUGGGCCAGCCCAGAGUAUGGGCGUAUCAUUGCCACUGCAUCCUACGACAGAACGAUCAAGCUGUGGGAAGAAGAUCCGGACCAGGAGGAGUGUUCUGGUCGUCGCUGGACCAAGCUGAGCACGCUAAACGAUUCCAAAGGCUCACUGUAUGAUGUCAAAUUUGCACCAGCGCAUCUGGGACUGAGACUCGCGUGUAUCGGUAACGACGGGACUCUGAGGGUGUACGACGCCCUGGAGCCCUCGGAUUUGCGAUCCUGGACGCUCACUUCCGAGGUCCAGGUGCUUUCCGUGUCACCAGCAAGCCAUCUGCAGUCGGACUUCUGUCUCUCGUGGUGCCCUUCCAGGUUCUCGCCUGAGAAACUGGUCCUCUGUGUGCUGGACCAGGCGCUCAUCUACCAGAGAGGGAAGGACAACAAGCUGCACGUAGCCGGGAAGUUGGAAGGCCAUGGCGGGCUGAUCAGAAGCGUCAGCUGGGCUCCGUCCAUCGGCAGAUGGUACCAAUUGAUCGCUACAGGCUGCAAGGAUGGCAAAGUACGCAUCUUCAAAGUCAUCGAGACGUCGUCAUCAGCUAACACUACAGCUUCGUCAGUCUCUGGAGAUGCUGCAGAAAGCGGCGGCCAGACGAACCCGGAUGCUCCCAGCGACGGCACAGACGCCGGGAAUAUGCCCUGCCCGCCGUUACGAAUAGAGUUGAUAAGCGAACACGACGACCACAAGGGUGAAGUCUGGUCGGUGUCCUGGAAUCUCACCGGCACUGUGCUGAGCAGCGCUGGCGACGACGGCAAGAUUCGCCUCUGGCGUUCUACGUACUCGAACGAGUUCAGAUGUAUGUCUGUAAUUAGUGCCCAGCAACGGCAGUCAUAG
Torulaspora globosa is the source of this 1050-nucleotide messenger RNA. RefSeq names its product Seh1p (gene SEH1). Gene Ontology annotation, cellular component: nuclear pore outer ring; Seh1-associated complex. Lineage: Eukaryota; Fungi; Ascomycota; Saccharomycetes; Saccharomycetales; Saccharomycetaceae. Gene Ontology annotation, molecular function: structural molecule activity; protein binding. Gene Ontology annotation, biological process: positive regulation of TORC1 signaling; cellular response to amino acid starvation. The record is from RefSeq and is a predicted model, not a curated record. The transcript has a single exon. The coding region runs from base 1 to 1050 and encodes 349 amino acids.